This is a messenger RNA of Corythoichthys intestinalis (scribbled pipefish), 1710 nucleotides long. RefSeq names its product tubulin alpha-1A chain. Gene Ontology annotation, cellular component: cytoplasm; microtubule. The record is from RefSeq and is a predicted model, not a curated record. Gene Ontology annotation, biological process: mitotic cell cycle; microtubule cytoskeleton organization. NCBI's taxonomy places the organism in Eukaryota, Metazoa, Chordata, Actinopteri, Syngnathiformes, Syngnathidae. The transcript is spliced from 3 exons. Gene Ontology annotation, molecular function: GTP binding; structural constituent of cytoskeleton. Bases 137 to 1612 code for a protein of 491 amino acids.
GGGAGCGUUAGUAUAAAUCGCGUCGCCAGUGCCGGUGGACGCCAUAACGUCUUACAUCGACCGCGUUACAGUCGAAUUGUAAGACUUUAACGGACAUUCUUUGAACUUCCUCCUUUGGUCAUUCAAGAGAAGCAAGAUGCGUGAGUGUAUCUCCAUCCAUGUUGGUCAAGCUGGCGUCCAGAUUGGCAAUGCAUGCUGGGAGUUGUACUGCCUGGAACACGGCAUUCAGCCGGACGGACAGAUGCCCAGCGACAAGACAAUCGGAGGCGGGGAUGAUUCCUUUAACACCUUCUUCAGUGAGACUGGAGCAGGAAAACACGUCCCCAGAGCAGUCUUUGUCGACCUGGAGCCCACUGUCAUUGAUGAGGUACGAAGUGGAACCUACCGCCAGCUCUUCCACCCGGAGCAGCUGAUCACCGGCAAAGAGGACGCUGCCAACAACUACGCACGUGGACACUACACCAUUGGCAAAGAAAUCAUUGACCUGGUCCUAGACAGGAUCCGCAAAUUGGUGUGUACAGGUCUUCUUACUUUACCAAUUAGCCUGGUCAUGGGUUAUCAUGUUUUUAGCCCGAGGGAAGAAAUCACAGAAGCCUUUUGUCCUAAUUUGUCCCUUGCUUUGUGUCGUCAGGCCGACCAGUGCACGGGCCUCCAGGGCUUCUUGGUGUUCCACAGCUUCGGAGGUGGCACCGGUUCAGGUUUCACCUCCCUGCUGAUGGAGCGUCUGUCCGUGGACUAUGGCAAGAAGUCCAAACUGGAGUUCUCCAUCUACCCUGCUCCUCAGGUGUCCACCGCUGUGGUGGAGCCCUACAACUCCAUUCUGACCACUCAUACCACUCUGGAGCACUCAGACUGUGCCUUUAUGGUGGACAACGAAGCUAUCUACGACAUCUGCCGCAGAAACCUUGACAUCGAGCGCCCUUCUUACACCAACCUGAACCGGCUGAUCGGCCAGAUAGUGUCCUCAAUUACUGCCUCCCUUCGCUUCGAUGGUGCCCUUAAUGUGGAUCUGACGGAGUUCCAGACCAACUUGGUGCCCUACCCCCGUAUCCACUUCCCGCUGGCCACCUAUGCCCCAGUCAUCUCAGCUGAGAAGGCAUACCACGAGCAGCUGUCUGUGGCAGAAAUCACCAAUGCCUGCUUCGAGCCUGCCAAUCAAAUGGUCAAAUGCGACCCUCGUCACGGAAAGUACAUGGCCUGUUGCCUUCUGUACCGUGGCGAUGUGGUGCCCAAAGAUGUCAACGCAGCAAUUGCCGCGAUCAAAACCAAGCGCACCAUCCAAUUUGUGGACUGGUGCCCCACUGGUUUUAAAGUAGGCAUUAACUACCAGCCUCCAACCGUGGUUCCAGGUGGAGACUUGGCCAAGGUUCAGAGGGCUGUGUGCAUGCUUAGCAACACCACCGCCAUCGCAGAGGCCUGGGCCCGCCUCGACCACAAGUUUGACCUGAUGUAUGCCAAACGCGCAUUCGUGCACUGGUAUGUUGGUGAGGGCAUGGAGGAGGGGGAGUUCUCCGAGGCCAGAGAAGACAUGGCUGCGCUGGAGAAGGAUUACGAGGAGGUUGGAGUCGAUUCCGUUGAGGGUGAAGGAGAGGAGGAAGGAGAAGAAUAUUAAAUGGCACUCGCUACAUUUGGAAAAUGUGUUCUUGAAAAAGCAUUCCUAUAUUCUGUUAGUAAAGUAUGACUUGUUUCAAUAAACAUGAUGUGAAGCUG